AUGCAAGUGAACACAGCCAACUGGAUCUUCGUCUUCGGUAUUGUGGUCGCCACCUGCGUGUUGUCCUUUGCUGUCCUGCUAUUCGCGAGCUUCCGCUUCGUCAGACGCCAACUGGACGUCACAUAUCGCGCCAAGCGCCGCAAUUUAAUGCAGUAUUACCGCUAUUUACUGAUAUUUGCAGGCCAUUGGGUGGCCUGUGCCGCGCUGUAUUACGCAGCAUAUCUCCAAGAAUUCGAUGGUAAAAUGGCGAAGCAUUUCGAGCUCGCCUUCGCGUUGGUGUUUGGAUCGUACCCGGUGCUGUUGCUCAUUGUAUGGAUUCUCAACACGGAGCUGUACCAGAAUUUCUCGAGCGAGAAUAACCUCUCGAAAUCUGAGCGAGGAGCUGGAGACUCGACGAGUACAGAGCAUUUCAGUGCCGCUUUGCGUAAAGAUCUCAUGCGAUACACGACUGCAGGGAUCCGUUGCAGCAUCUGCGAGUCACCUGCAGACAGCUUACGUUCGCCGCUGCUGAGUUUGGCUCGGGAUCGCUUCGGCUCACUUGAUCGCACUGCCGCGCUGUCAUUUUUACAGAUGGAAGAGGGGGAUUCAGCCGGUCUGUACCACGAGAAGAAACGCUUGGCGACUACAGUGUACAACGGCGAGUACCGGUAUUAUGAGAAGCUGGGCUUUACUGAUUAUGCUCCGAAAGUGUUCCAGAACAUCCGUGAAAUCUGUGGAAUCGACAACGAAAUGUACGAGCAAUCGUUCGCUGAUACUCUACUGGAGCGUGCGUCGGAGGGCAAGUCUGGGAUGUUGUUCUACUUUACGAGCGACCGCAAGUAUCUGGUCAAGACGAUGACGAAGAGAGAGCACUCGUUCCUACUUGAGGUGCUCCCAUUGUUCCACCAGUAUAUUCUGAAACAGCCGAACUCGCUCUUGUGUCGCUUCCUAGGCUGCCACUCGAUGCAGCUUCCCGUAGGCUGGAACAAGAUGUUUUUCGUCGUGAUGGAGAAUAUCUUUCCCGAUGGUCCGGUUGACGAGCGUUACGAUCUUAAGGGUAUUUUCCACCAGUCGAAUUUCCGAUACCAAGAAGGCAUCCCAACACCAGUGUCAAGCGAGUGGAGCCGAAGUGGCAGAGAAGAAGGGAUUACUCAGGAGGAAGAAGAAGGAAUGUCGAGCGAGAGCCAAAGUGUGGACAGUGAAUUGGGGCAGGUUACAGAGAAGCAGCCACUGCUGCGUCGAGGCAGCUCGCGUCCUUCGCUCCGAUACGACAACGACUUUGUAAUACGCCGUGCCUCUCUUUGUGUGAAUCCAACGACCCGUGCGAACCUGCUCGCUCAGGUCACCGGCGACUGUGGAUUUCUCCAGGAGCUGGGAAUUAUGGACUAUAGCUGCCUGCUCGGCAUUCGGCAUUACAAUCGUCGUAUUGAGCCCGAUAUUAUGGACAAUCUGGCACACAACGCUGUGGUGUCGGCAGAUCAGUCCACCGUCUACUAUCUCGGGUUUGUAGACAUCUUGCAGCACUACAACAUUGGGUGGAAAAUGCAGCACUGCUUGCUGGCGGCUGUAGUCGACAAGCGACAGAUCACUGCACUUCCACCUGCUGAGUACGCGCUGCGAUUUUUGAACUUUAUCCAUGAGUAUCUGCUGCGAGAUCCAGAUGGAUCACACGUUCGCUCGUAUGGGAGCAUCGGAUACUCACCGUCCAGCUUCAUCCGAUAG
Phytophthora nicotianae INRA-310 is the source of this 1701-nucleotide messenger RNA. RefSeq lists its product as hypothetical. Gene Ontology annotation, biological process: phosphatidylinositol metabolic process. The record is from RefSeq and is a predicted model, not a curated record. The transcript has a single exon. Lineage: Eukaryota; Oomycota; Peronosporomycetes; Peronosporales; Peronosporaceae. Gene Ontology annotation, molecular function: phosphatidylinositol kinase activity. Bases 1 to 1701 code for a protein of 566 amino acids.